This is a messenger RNA of Solanum verrucosum, 1236 nucleotides long. Its product is annotated as patatin-like protein 3. The transcript is spliced from 6 exons. The coding region runs from base 1 to 1236 and encodes 411 amino acids. Lineage: Eukaryota; Viridiplantae; Streptophyta; Magnoliopsida; Solanales; Solanaceae. Gene Ontology annotation, biological process: lipid metabolic process. The record is from RefSeq and is a predicted model, not a curated record. Gene Ontology annotation, molecular function: monoacylglycerol lipase activity; glycerophospholipase activity.
AUGGGUAGGAGUUUUGUAGGUGCAGUAUUGAUCACCUUUCUAGUACUGUUGCAACAUCCUAUAGCUUGUGUAGCUACUAAACGAAAGACGGUAACAAUUUUAAGCAUCGAUGGAGGUGGCAUUAGAGGCAUUAUUCCUGGCACUAUUCUUGCAUUCCUUGAAUCUAAACUUCAGGAACUUGAUGGACCGAAUGCAAGAAUUGCAGAUUAUUUUGAUGUGGUAGCUGGUACAAGUACAGGUGGACUUGUAACCACAAUGCUCACAGCUCCAAACAAGGAUAAUCGCCCUUUAUAUGCUGCAAAAGACAUUAACAACUUCUACAUGGAACACGGCCCUAAAAUCUUUCCUCAGAGCAGCCGCAACAACUUCAUGAAGAAGAUGUUAAAUUUAUUUGGUGGACCAAAGUAUGAUGGCAAAUACCUGAGAUCGUUGGUUAAGUCGGAACUAGGCAAUCUGACUAUGAAGCAAACAUUGACUCAUACACUUAUUCCAACUUUUGAUAUCAAACGCCUUCAACCCAUCAUUUUCACUACUACUGAUGCCAGAGCAAGUGUGUCUAAGAAUGCACGCCUAUCAGACGUUUCUCUUGGUACUUCAGCAGCACCCACUUAUUUCCCUGUACGUUAUUUUGAGACUAAGGAUGGUCAAGGCAAAAUACGUACAUUUGAUCUUGUUGAUGGAGGUGUAGCUGCAAAUAAUCCUACUCUACUAGCAAUUACUCACAUUUCAAGAGAAAUCAUGACGAGAAGACUGAAAUAUGAGGAUAUGAAAACCGUGGACUGCAAGAAAAUGCUGGUUCUGUCACUUGGCGCUGGCACAGGCAAGAAUAAAGAAAAGUACAAUGCUGCAACAGCUUCAAAAUGGGGCCUUCUUAGUUGGAUGUACAAUCAUGGUGCCACUCCAUUGCUAGACAUUUUUACUGAUGCAAUUACUGAUAUUGUGGAUAUACAUGUUUCAACCAUGUUUCAGUCCAUUCACAACCAGAAGAAUUACCUCAGAAUUCAGAAUGAUAGUAUGAUCGGGGAGGCGGCAUCAGUGGAUAUUUCAACCAUAGAAAACAUGCAGACACUUGUGCAGACUGGUAAAGAUCUACUGAAGAAGCCUGUGUCAAGGGUCAACUUGGAGACGGGCCGUGUUGAAGCAGUUCGUGGGGAAGGCACCAACGAAGAAGCUCUUACUCGCUUUGCGAAGUUGCUUUCAGAGGAAAGAAAGUUUCGACGAUUAGGGACAGCUUAG